AUGGAGGCCACCGAACCGCUGUCCUCGCCAGACAGACGCGGCUUCAGUGUGCCCUCUCCUCACUCACCUCGUUCUCCUCGCUCGCCUCGCAAAGAUCAGCCUCCUCACAGCCCAUUGAGUCCGGGAAGUCCCAUCUUCAGCAGUACGAGGUUCGGGAAGCUGUCAAAGUCGGCCGGAGGAAAGGAGGGUUUCGCCACCACCGCUGGAGGAAAAUGGACCAGCAAGAUGCGCCUGCCAGGCUCUUCCUCGAAGCCUUUGGUGCCAGUGACGGAGAAGAAGUCGGAGGAAUGGAAUCAAUCUCCUGCCCGCCGCUUGAGAGCCGACAGCUCGGCCGACGACAACAAAUUCGACAUUACGCCUGACGGAGGCUCUGCUGGACGGGAAGGGAGACAGUUCACCGUUGCCAACGUGGGGAACAAUGGUCGGAUAUACUUGAGGCCAACAGUGCGACCCGCCAACCAAAGGUUUCCUCAGCCAAACUUUGUCUUCCCUAUAACGCCACCUGGGACAGCUGGCCUUGAUGCCCUGACUGAAAAGCCGAGACAGCAGGACACGAGCGACCUUCACCUUAGCGAGUGGACCGCCACACCCCCAACUCCUGCAACCCCUGCAACGGCUGCCACUCCGCCAACGGCCAGCAGCAACAAGCACUACUUCUCUAGCCGUGCCUCGCGGCCUUCUCAGCAUAGACGUGCUCAUUCUGACUCCACGGCACACGAUGGUGCGACCAGCAGAAAUUCGGAAGCUGAAGGCUUCAAGAUUGUCAUCUCGAGACCGGGCGAGGAAAAGCGAUCGAAGACCACGGAAGAUUUGGAUGCCGCUCACAUUCCUCUCCUAGACAUUGAGAUUCCCAACUGGAAAUUGGGCAACCCGCGAUUUAGCGCUAGAGGCACACCUUUUUUCAGAGGAUCGAGUUAUGCACCUACGGAGGAGUUUGCCCGCUCCAGCAACGUUUCUUUCCUUGUUCCGACUCCCACGGGUGAACUCACACCAAGGAUGCCCGAAUCAAUAGCAUCCAAAAAGCCUAGUCCCAUAUCGAUUCCUCAUAUACGUCUGCCACCCUUGGAACCCAAGGGGCCAGCAAUGUCACCCCGUCCAGCUUCCAUGACAACGCCCCGGUUCGCCCCAGUCCGUUCUACCUAUCUCUCGACCCAUCUGGUCAUCGAACCGGCAAUGUUUGAUGCUCUGACCUUCAAGCCAGCAUGCGACGACAGAUCCAUAGUCCGGUACUCGCCAUCCACAGGCGCCGUAACCGCUGCGACACCGCCUCGCCUCGUCGCCGAAAUCACCUCGCCCAGCUUCCUCGACUAUGAGCUCAUUUCUGACUUUUUUCUCACAUAUCGCUCUUUUUUGGAGCCGGCUGACCUGCUGAGGAUGAUGUUGGCUCGACUAAGCUGGGCGAUCAGUCGAAACGACGAGAUUGGCAUGGUUGUGCGAGUUCGGACCUUCGUCGCCAUCCGUCACUGGAUCCUGAACUACUUCAUGGACGACUUCGUCAUCGAGUAUGGACUUCGCGUAACGUUCUGCAACCUGUUGAAUGACAUGGUCGACGAACUCUUUACCGACCCCCAAGGGCGAAAAGUCCAACUCAAGAUCCUUGCCGAGUUGAAAAAGUGCUGGCGGCGUGUUUGCGCCCAGUUCUGGGAUGGCCCCGAGUUUGAGCCCUCCCUGGGACCCCGUGUACCUAUUGCUCCCGGUGGCAUCGCUGGUCAUCGACAUGCCGGCUUGGAUCCUUCCUUUUGGGAGCGGGACGACGCCGCUCCCCAACUCGACACUGUCUUUGCCCCGAUUAUACAAGACAAGGAACAAACAAGUUUUUAUGCCGACGUCUCUCGCGCCGGCCACGUUAGGGACUUGCAACCGAUCGCGGACAGACCGGCCACACCAGAGAAUCACCAUGUUCAGGAGAUUGACAGGAGGCAAGCUGCGUCGCCCACAAGCAUCGCCAGUGUAGACGUCAUCUCCUGCUCGUUCCCGGGCAUGACCUCGCGCACGACACAGCCAACUGGAAACCAAUCCUUGGGCGUACAUCCGGUUGCCCCUUCAAGCUCAGCCUAUUCUAGUGCUGGCCCUGUUGCCGUGACGCCGAGAGCUUUGGUUGGAAAACGUGUGAGACCGGGUCAGGGUCACAAGAGGAACGGAAGCUUGACCGACUCGCUUAGGGAGAAGGAGCACGCGGUGGAUAAGACAGCGUUGCAUGACGCAGACUUUUUGAUGUCGCUGCCCUUCGCUGGCAGUCUUGUUCGAGGUAACCUGAUGCCACCCGGCCAACCUUACGUCGAAAUCAUGUCCCCGAGCGUCAACGGCGAAUUUCAGCGACAGACAACUCUCUUUCAAAUACCACCUGAGCAAAGAGGUGCUGCGUCAGCCAUGUCUGGACAGGGCAUGAAGAAGCUGGUAUGCAGUGUACGGCGUGCCCUCAGCACCAAAGGGCAAGGUGUCUCCCCGACACAGGGCAACUUUAUCAAUAUUUCUCCCAUAGGACCCCGCGGGGCCACAACCAACCGACUUCCUGGUACCGCUGUUGUGCCACAAGCCAGACCGCAGCACAAUGGUAGCCGAUCCCCCGUCCGGAUUGACCUAUUAGGCGCCGCAACCGUGGAGGACUUCAAAACAGCUGUCCGGGAAGAUGCCGCCGCUGAUGCUGCAGCGGAUGCCGAACAGCGCGAAUAUUCUAACGCUACUAUGGAUGCACUGAAUAACGCUCUCGCCGAGGACACGGUCGACAAUUCAACAGGUCGUAUGGUUUCCUCCUUUGGCAGCGUUCCUGACAAUGAUACACUUCGACCCGUCAGUGACAUGGCCAUCACAACUGGCAGCAAGUCUAUCGUCAUUGUCGACGACACGGUGCCUUACACUUUGCCCGCCAUGCAUGGGGCACUUCCAGUCACCGACUCCAUGGACAUAUUUGCUGAUGCACUAAUGCCAGGUGGAGCUGAUCCAACCCCGCCGACUACACCUCCUGGGCACCUGAUAGGCACUCCUCGACGGUCUUCACAUCUUCUCAACCAUCAUGUCAUUAGACCGUCCAUGUCUGUCGGACCUCUGCCUCCCUUCGUUCCCGACCUGGCAACUUUGGGCUUUGAUCGAAGCACGCGUCCGUCCUUGGACACAGACCGCCCUGCAUCAGACACCAUCGGGCCGACUUCAGGAAGACCUACUCUGACCAGGUUUGCCAAAAGGCACACUCGACAGAAAUCGAGCUGGACAAAUCGAUCACUCGAUUCUGCUGCGAUCCCCCGGCGUACUGCUUCGUUUGGCAGUGCCUUCGACCUGCGUUCAACCGUGAAGAGUUUCGACGCAACAACAUAUUCAGAGAACUCGAUCUCCGACGGGGAAGAACCUAGCCCUGUCCCUGAACCUCUUCGUAUCCUCAGACGACGACCAGGUGGCGAUCUGCGAGCUAUCAAUACUGCUGGAGACUUGGACGCCUUUCCUCUGCGUAAGUCGCGGUCUGUUGGCUCCCUUACAACCUAUUCAGAGUCCAUGCGGAGCUCGUAUCUGCAAAGCCCCAACCACGAUACCAGCGCUUUUGUAGACGUUGUUUCGAGUGAGUUUUCUCACGAUGACCAUGCAGACACUUUCUCCCUAGGUGCCAUGGCAGAAUCUUCGGCCAAGCGUCAGCUUUCUCUCUUCAGCACGCACUCGUCCAAACCGAUAAUGCGUCCUUCUUUUGAGGCGGAAGCGCAAAAGCUCGCCCAGAUUCCGGACGACGUUGAUGACGACGGUGGAGUGGAGUCUGCUUUGCUCAAACUAGAAGGCAAAUAUGAGAAAAAGUCAUUCAAGUUAUCCAUGGAGCCCACAAACGCCCCGUUUUCGGACAUAAUGAAGGGCGCAGAGGUGGGUAGAGACGAGCCGGACGAGUCAGAGGUACACAAGCAAAGUAGACAACAUCGCCACUUGCAUGUACUUCCUGGCGACACCAUCGUGGCUCACGAACAUCAAGAAGUGGGAUCUGAGGCACAUACAAGUUUCCUCGGCGUUCCUCAGCGACCGCCCACCGUAGCAGGCUCAUUCUUGUCCGACAAUUCCGGGGAGACGUACAGCUCAAUCCCGCUGUUGGAACGAGAUCUGACAGAUGACGGCUUGAGCAAGGCAAGCAACCGCGAAUGGACCAAUAUGUCCAUUCUUCAAGGACCCGAUGACGACAUUUCGCCAGCCGAAACACCGCGACCAAUGUAUGAAGGUGCUCUGUCUUUUUCGUCUUCCUACGAGUUCGUCCGCAAGACGGAGAGCAUGGAAAAGAUCAAGUCGGAUGGCAAAAAGAACCCGCCGAGCGAGCAGUCCUUCUUGGAUGACGACAGCGAUGGGGAGGACUUGGAUUCGGACCUCUCCUCCGAGCUUUCGGCGGAGAUUUUUGAAUCGGAUGAGUUCGCGCCGAAGCUACAGCCGUCAAAGACACAACGCAGCACAUCUGUUCUAGAGUUUGACUCGCGUCCCUUGAGGGAAUCAGCCAUCAGCCCCUCGGACAGCCAAGACCCUCCUUCGCCCCCAAUGACACUGGUGCAAGCGCUCCGGAUGUCUCCCGAGGCGGCAAUGGUUCCCGACCUCCGCGAGAGCCAAGUGUUCCAGCAGCAAAAACCUCUACCGCCAACUCCCUCGACUGCCCCGGCUGCCGGGCACAACCUGGCGUCACCCGCGGAUCCCACUGGCACGAAAGAGGCCCUGCGCGGCCAGCCACGGCAUCUUGAAGAAGACCGUAACUCCUCGCUGAGAUAUUCGGUCCAUCUACCGUUCAUCCUUGCAUUCGAAUCGGAGAUCUUGGCUCAGCAGUUUACGCUCAUUGAAAAGGACGCACUCAACGAGAUUGACUGGAAGGAGCUUAUUGAAAUGGGUUGGAAGAACGCUACCAAUAACGAUUCUCGAUCGUGGGUUGACUUCCUCCGAAACACGGACGCUCACGGCGUCGAAGUGGUCAUCGCCCGCUUCAACAUUAUGGUCAAGUGGGCUUGCAGCGAGAUCGUCUUGACCCAGAACAUUGAAGAGCGGGCGCGAUGCAUCAUCAAGUUUAUUCACAUUGCCGCCCACUGUCGUCGAUACCGCAACUUCGCAACCAUGAGUCAGAUUGCCAUUGCCUUGACAACAAUGGAAGUAUCCCGGCUAACAGCAACCUGGGCUAUGGUGCCGCCUUAUGAUAUGAAGACUCUGCAGGACCUUGAGAGGCUCAUUUCGCCAACGCGUAACUUUUACAACUUGCGUGCAGAAAUGGAGAGCGGCUCCGACAUUGGGUGCAUACCAUUUGUCGGCAUCUACACACACGAUCUUCUGUUCAACGCCCAGCGACCGUCUGAAAUUGCUAGUUCACCAACAACAGCACCUUUGGUCAACUUCGAGAGGUGCAGAUACUCGGCUACUAUCGUCAAGACGCUGCUAAGGCUACUGGAGGCCAGCACUCUUUACGAAUUUCAGCCAGUCGAGGGCAUUACCGAGCGUUGCCUCUGGAUGAGCGCUUUAAGCGACGAAGAGAUACGCAAACACUCUCAUCGCCUUGAAUAG
Molecule: messenger RNA, 5496 nt
Organism: Colletotrichum truncatum
Lineage: Eukaryota; Fungi; Ascomycota; Sordariomycetes; Glomerellales; Glomerellaceae
Product: RasGEF domain-containing protein
Biological process (GO): positive regulation of GTPase activity; Ras protein signal transduction
Cellular component (GO): plasma membrane
Molecular function (GO): guanyl-nucleotide exchange factor activity
Source: RefSeq, a predicted model, not a curated record